CUCCGCUUCUCCUGCUUUAUUGCAGCUCUCGAUUACAGUGAAGGGCAGCCUCUAGCGCAAGCAAUUGCGCAACAGAGAGCAAGCCAUGGUCCUCAACGGCCACCACAAGCCGAAGCCGGCGCCCCCGAGCCCCAGCUCGCCGCCCCCACCGCCCAUGAUUGGCAGCCCGAAAGACGGCUCCGCUUUAUAUGAGCGCGCCCGCAAGAACGGCGAACUCCACGUGCUGCCCGGCGGCCUCGGCGUCAACGAUUCCAAUCCGACCUGCGGCUUCUACCGGAGGGACGACGCGCGCGCGCCCUCCGUGGAAGACGCCGUCGCGGCCUGUAGUUAUCUAACGUGGCGCUAUGUUGGAAGGGCCGACGUUUUGAUCGUGAUCGAUGACGAGGCCCUCGCGCUGUCCGAAGACAUCCCGGAGACGGCCGCGAGCUGGCGCGCAUCGGCCCGGAGCGCGUUAUCAAGCGCCGUGCGCGACGAGGUGCACAGGCCGCGGCCGGCCAUUUUGUUGAGGGUCGGUUCCAUAGACGACCGCAGUUUCAAGCAGUGGGCGUCGCAGCGCGCGAAAGACGCGCAGUGGCUUGUCGCGUUCGGACCUGGUAUCGUCCGGGUCGCGCGCGCGGCGUGCCCCAAGGGCGACCUAGAUGCGGCGGAUAGAUUGGCGGCCCAUCUCGCCGGGGCGCUCGACGCCUUGGUGAAGGGCGGCUCAUCUGCUUCUCUGGAAUACCUGCCGGCGCGGGAACGGGAGCGCUUACUGGUGGACUGGCAGCCGGCGCCUGCACCGGUAGACAUGCGGGGCCUGCCCGCCGUCGUCGCGGCCGCGGCCGGCGACGGUCGCGCCGAGGCCGUCGCCGACGCGGAUCAAAGCUGGUCCUACGGUCGACUACUAAGGGCGGCGGGGAGCAUCGCUCGAAGAUUACGCAGUGAUUAUAACGUGGGCAAGGGCGAUUUUUGCGGCGUGCUCUGCGAGCGAGGACCGGAUUUAGUCGCGGCGUUACUAGGAGUGAACGCCGCGGGCGCCGCCUAUGUCCCGUUAGACGCCGUCUACCCGACGUCAAGAUUGGAGGCCAUGCUCGAGGACUCGCGGGCGAAGUGUGUUAUUGGAAACGCCGCUCUGACGUCCACCCGCAUCCCCUCCAUGCCGGCCUUGCACCUCGAAACCAUACAAUCCGAGGGCGAGGCUCCCGUAUUGGCUGAUGCUUUAUCUCCGACGGAGCGCUGGUUCGGCAAGGACCUGGCCCAGAUCCAACCGGGCCGGGACGACCUGGCCUACUGCCUCUUCACGUCCGGCUCUACGGGCCGCCCUAAGGGCGUGCCCAUCACACACGGCUCCCUUACGAACUUACUAAAAAGUUUUCUGGACGACCUGCCGGAAUUACGGCCGGGCGACGCUGCGAGGCCCGCCGUCGCGUUAAGAUCAAGAGCCUCUUGCCUGUUGAAGGGGUCGGACACGCUCGACGAAGGCGGCGCGGAACGGGCGUUUCGGAGGGCGACGUCGGGCGGCUUGUUAAAUGAGGAGUUGCCCGGGUCCCAGGGCACGUUGCUAGCCGUUACGACCGUGUGUUUCGACAUCAGCGGGCUGGAGCUGUUUUUACCUUUGACGUGUGGAGCGCGAGUCGUCGUCGCUUCGGCCGAGGAAGCUAGAGAUCCGUCAGCAUUAGCGGGUUUAGUGAGGCGCUUCGAUGUAGAUGUGCUCCAAGCGACGCCGGCGUCGUGGCGUUUACUGGUGGCAAAUGGGUGGAUGGGCGCCCCGGAUCGCGUCGUCGCCUUGUGUGGGGGCGAGGCUUUACCGGCGGAUCUAGCUGGACAAUUGCGGCCCCGCGUUAGACGCCUAUUAAACGUCUACGGCCCCACGGAGUGCACGAUCUGGUCGACGCGGCAUGAAGUGGAAGCUCCUUCUCCGUACCCCGUCGGGUGCGUGGGCCGCCCGUGCCGCAACAACACGGCGCACGUCGUCGAUAGUGCUGGAAGGAUCCUGCCGGUGGGCGUGCCCGGCGAGCUGGCUUUGGGUGGAGCUGGUCUCUCCCCGGGCUAUUUACGAAGGGAGGACCUCUCGCAAGGGAGAUUUGUAGAGAAUACGACGGGCUUUGGAUUCGAGGAGUGGGCUCCUGAAGGCCACCCUGCUGAACUCAGAGAUCGCUUGUACCGGACGGGCGACUUAUGCGUGAGACUGCCUUGUGGCAGAAUCGAGUGUUUAGGGAGACUCGACGCCCAGGUGAAGAUUAGGGGCUUCCGCAUUGAGCUCGGUGACGUGGAAGCGGCGCUAAGCGCCUUACCGUCGGUCGACGCGGCGGCGGUAGCACCGAGGACACCGACCAAGGGCGGCGAGAAGGAACUCGUAGGCUAUGUAGUACCUCGACCGGCCUGGGGCGGCGACUACGGCGCCGAGGAGUUGGAAGGGGGCGAUGAAGUGGACGAGGAGGAGGAGGACGAUCAAGAUGAUGGAGUUGUGGAGGAGUGGGGGGCGGUGUACGACUCCGCUUAUGCCGCCGCUGAUGCGGUCACGGAGGACCCGGCUCUCAAUUAUAGUGGAUAUGCGGACUCCUUCAACCCCGGCGACGUCCACGUGCCCCACACGGUCGACGAGUGGGCGGACUUCACGGUUCAGAGAGUGGAACAGCUCUCACCGACGCGGGUCCUGGAACUAGGUUGCGGCAACGGCAUGAUUCUGCUGCGGUGCCUCGUGAAGGACACGUGCCAGAGGUACGUGGGUACGGAUCUCAGUGGCACGGCUCUGGAGUACGUCCGAGGCGUGACGACCGCGACGGCGCCAAAUCUCAAGGUAUAUAAAGAUGCGGGCCACAAAUUGAAACUAGCGAAGUGCGGCGCUCAUGACGCGCAUAAAUUUGCUUCCGAAAGAUGUGACGCGAUCGUUUGCAACGGAGUGGCCAUGUACUUUCCCUCCGCUCGCUAUACUCUGAGAGUCUGCGAGUCCAUGUUGAAAGCGUGCGCGCCCGGUGGGGUGUGCUUUCUCGGGGAUUUUCGGGAUCGUGGCGUCGCGGCGCCGUUCCACUGUGCUCUUGCACUAGCAAGGGCUAGACGAGCCGCAGCUCCGGACCAAAAAUUGACGUCUUGUGGCGGCGACUGCGCUUGUCCCUCACUAGAUAUCUCGGUGACGGAGCUGAAUGUGCUGGCUCGUAGAUCUUACGCGCGCGAGAAGGAGCUUUUAUUAGAUCCGCGGCUCUUCGUCGACGCACUAUCAAGGGGAGAAUUUCCCGACUGCGUGCGCGUCGACGUCGAAAUCAAACGAGGGCGCGUGCGGUCGGAGUUCGCCGGGUUCCGGGGCGACGUGUGGUUGUACAAGGCGGGGCCCGGUGCUCCUUCCACCUGUGUGAAGGCCGUUGCGCCUUGCGAGCUCUACGACGCCUCGAAGCACUCUAUUGAUCAGUUAAGAAGUAGACUAGAAGAGGGACCGGAAACGUUAUACAUCGCGGCGGCGCCGGACGCGCGCCUCGCCUUCGAACGGGAAUUAUUGAAUAGCGUGGAGACGUCCCAACGCGGGUCCCUCGAGAAGGCCGAGGCCGUUGCGAAGGAGGCGUCGAAGCGAGCCCGAAUGCAAGGUGGUCUGGAACCGGACGAUCUCUACGAGCUCGGCGAAUCCCUAGGCUACGACGUGGCCGCUUGUAGAAGUGCGGGCGUGGCCGCGCCGGGCGCGUGCGCCGCGGGUGCUUCGUUGGAUGUCCUCUUCGUCAAACGCCAGAAGGGCGAGAAACCGGGCAAAGCGAAACUCAGGUAUCCGGCGGUCGCCCAGCUCUGCGCGGAACGACUGAGAACGCCCGGCGCGUCCCCGAGGCCGUGGGAGACGUACACGAACCACCUGCGGUCCAAGGAACGGAAAGCGGCCUGCGACGCCGAGGAGUUCGCCGGUGAAGAGGCUCUGAAAGCACCACCUGCAGCGGCCCACUUGGAACCCGAACUCGAGGCAUCACUAAGAAGUUCAUUAGAAGCCGCAUUACCGCGCUACAUGGUGCCGGCGCGCUUCGCCGCCGUUCCCCGUUUACCAAUGACGGGCAAUGGCAAAGUCGAUCGGAAGGCUCUACCAGCACCGCCGGCGGGCGGCGGACGAGCCUCAAGAACUUUUGGAGCCGAGGCCACGGGCGGCGCACCUUCCACAGAUGAUGAAAGAGCCGUCGAGGCGCUGUGGCGGGCCGUGCUGGAUCUACCGCCGGCUCGGCCCGUCGGGCGGUUGGACUCGUUCACGAAUGUUGGGGGCAAUUCGUUAGUUGCCGUGCAGGCGGCGCGACGCUCCGUCAAGUUCCUCGGCGUGCAAUUGGAGCUGGCCGACCUGUUCGCCGCGCCAGAUCUGGCUUCUUUGGCGAAGGUAGCCAGCAAUAAGCGCCAGAAGCGGAGAGAGCGGGCCGAGAGCCAGGACUAUUCGGACGUGGACGAGGACGACCCGCCGCUCUUCGAGUGGACGUGUACCGAUGUGAGUGUCGGCGAUCUUAGAGUAAGACUCUGGCGCCCCGACGCUGCUGGAAAGUUCCCGGUCGUGGUCUGCUUCGAGCCUUAUCGAUUUUCAGAUGCGACGGCGGAGCAGGACGCGGCGACGUGGCCCUAUCUCGCGGCUCGAGGCGUCGCCGUCGCGCGCGCGGACCCUCGAGGUAUCGGCGACUCUCAGGGAGCGCCGCCUGCCAACGAAUAUGAAGAUGAUCAAGUGAACGACGCUGCCUUUGUCGUACAAGAACUGGCUUCGCAAAAUUGGUGCUCGGGCGACGCCGUUUUAGUGGGCGCCUCCUGGGCCGGCUUCGUGGCCUUGCAAGUUGCCGCUCUACCGCAACCGCCUUCCGCACUAAAAGCGGUCAUCGCGUGCUCCGCGACGCACCGACGCGAAUUAGAUGAUAUGCACAAGAAGCAGGGCUGCGUGCUCGCGGAGCAGCACUCCUGGGGCGCGUGGUUUUCGAUCGUGCAAGCUAGACCGCCUUUACUGCAUGGUAAGGAUUGGCGCCGCCAGUGGUUGUCCCGGUUACAAGCCUUGGGCGAGCCCGCCGAGGCCGCUUGGUUAAGGGCGGAUGUAUCCAAUAAGGACUACUGGCGCGUCGGCUCGCCCAAGGCCGACGACGUGAAGGUACCGGUGUUUUCCAUCGGGUGCCUGCGGGGCGGCGGUUAUGUGGAUUCCAUCCCCGAGCUGUGUGCUUCACUUGAUAGAAGAGGCAUCAAUAACGCGACGAUGAUAGGGCCCUGGUCGCACGGCUUCCCGCACGCCUCGGCGAUGGACUGCGGGCCGCGGGCGGACUUUCCGCGGUUGGCUUUAGGCUGGGUUAGGGCGCACUGUAGUUCCUCGAAGCUGCCGCCGCCGCCGCCGCCGCCGCCGCCCUGCUUGGUGUCUCUAUUAUCAUCUCGCAACGCCGGCGCGUGGCUGUCGGAUCAGCAGGGCCUUACUCGAGCUUUGUCAAACGUUGAUACAGCAACGUUCUCAUUAGCGGCCGACGGACGGCUCCUUUCUGGACCUGUAGCACCGAACGGCGCUCAUACAAUCGCGGUCGUCGGCAAGGGCGGUUCUCAAGCCUUCGCGGAUGCUUGUCGAGCCGAUCCUUUAUCAAGAGCCGGCGCGUUCGCCCAUUUGGGACGGGUCCACGACCUCGCGGGUGAUCAUAGAGACGCCGACGCCGCGGCUUGGAGUGCGGCCUUCGAUGCGCCAAUUGAUGCUUCGCCUAUUGUCUUCGGCGUGCCUUCGGUAACGUUGCGCCUGCGCGGCGCGAACGCGGGCCGCGUCCACGCGCGUUUACAACGAGUCGCGGCCACGGGCGAAUCAAUCAGAGUGGGCAGCGGCGUCGCCGACGUCACCUCUGCUCAGAUCAAGGUCGAGCUGGGGUUUUGCGCCGCGAAGCUGGCCCCGGGCGACCGCUGGCGCAUUGUCCUACAGCGCUGGGACUGGCCCUCGUUCCCGCCGCCGCCCAAAACUUCAGAGGCCGACCCCCUUGCCGCCAUCGAGAUUUUGGGCGGUUCGGUACAACUCCCAUCUAAAAAUCAAGUACGAGACGCGCCGCCGCCGCCUGCGUUCAGAACGCCGGCCGACGGCGCCGGCCUCGAGGCGAGGACCAUCCGAGCCCCCACGCGCGUCCGCGCGCGCCGCGCCGCCGAGGCGUCCGCAAAAGACGCGGCGGCCGUCGUCCUCCAGGACGACUUCGGCUGCCGCAAAUUGGCGUCGUCGGGCUCCGCGCCGCUCUUGGAGGUCGGCGAGGCGACGCGGGAGAAGAUCUCGCUCGCCAAGGAUGGCCGGAGUCACGUCCAUGUAGCUUCAAGGGCGGCCUGGCACGCGACGAGUGUCGACGCCGCGACGGACGCCGCGACGGGCGCCUCCGUGCGCGUCCAUUCCACUUUACAUGUUACGGAGACUCAAUAUCGACUAGAGCAGCGCGUCGUCGCGCGGCUCGCGGACCGGCAGCGCCUCACGUCGGACCAGCUCGUCGCCGCUUCUACAGAUUCGCUCGCCGACGACGACGCGAGCUGCGACGUCGUCUUCGACAAGACCUGGACCGUCGACAUUCCUCGCCGAACGUAAUCGCCGAUCUCGUGACGCAAAUCCCCCCCCUCCCCCUGCCGUACGACAGUGUCGCGGCUCGCACACUGCUGGCGUCGCCCGAAACACGGCGGCGCGUUCCACACUACGUCCGGACCCGGCAAUCACAUCCCCUACUAAAGCAGAAAAUUCUA
Pelagomonas calceolata is the source of this 6648-nucleotide messenger RNA. NCBI's taxonomy places the organism in Eukaryota, Pelagophyceae, Pelagomonadales, Pelagomonadaceae. The record is from the annotation of a GenBank genome assembly.